GCUUUACUGCGCCAUGGAGUCCGCAGCAACAGCAGGACCACCAGUCACCGCGGGCAAUGUCACUACCAAUACCUUACGUGACAGAGACCACUGGUGGAGGCUGGAAAACCUCCGACAUUUUCUCGCGCCUUCUCCAAGAGCGGAUCAUCUGCCUUAACGGUGAAGUUGACGACUUCAUGUCCGCCAAUUGCGUCGCACAGCUCCUCUUCCUCGAAGCCGAUAACCCAGAAAAGCCCAUCUCGAUGUACAUAAACUCUCCAGGCGGUAGUGUGAGCGCCGGCCUGGCCAUCUACGACACGAUGAACUACAUUCGCUGUCCUGUCAGUACGAUCUGUAUGGGCAUCGCCGCGUCAAUGGGGUCCUUGCUACUCGCCGGUGGCGCCGAAGGACAGCGAUACAUUCUUCCACAUGCUAGAGUCAUGAUCCACCAACCGAGUGGUGGGUAUCGGGGAAAGGCGAGCGACAUCGCAGACCACGCGAAGGAGAUCUUGAGGAUAAGGGACAAGCUGAACAGAAUAUAUCAAUCGCAUGUCACGAAGAAGAGAACUUUGGAAGAGAUCGAGAAGUACAUGGAGCGCGACUAUUAUAUGGACGCGCAAGAGGCGAUUGAUUUUGGUAUUGUCGAUCAGCUGUUGGAGAAGAGGGAGGCUCCGGCCAAGGACGAGGAAAAGAAAUGAGGCACCUGAAAGGGAAUAAAAGUGUAUGAUACAAGAGAGAGGAUGCCCAAACCCUAAAGACAAUACCCGAAAAUUGUAUUAUGCCAGGAACACUUCGCUGCUAAGCAUUGAUAGUAACGAAAUCAAUCAUGCACCGCAAGUGU
This is a messenger RNA of Cucurbitaria berberidis CBS 394.84, 820 nucleotides long. RefSeq names its product ATP-dependent clp protease-like protein proteolytic subunit. Gene Ontology annotation, molecular function: ATP-dependent peptidase activity; serine-type endopeptidase activity; ATPase binding. Gene Ontology annotation, cellular component: endopeptidase Clp complex. The coding region runs from base 57 to 677 and encodes 206 amino acids. NCBI's taxonomy places the organism in Eukaryota, Fungi, Ascomycota, Dothideomycetes, Pleosporales, Cucurbitariaceae. The record is from RefSeq and is a predicted model, not a curated record. Gene Ontology annotation, biological process: protein quality control for misfolded or incompletely synthesized proteins. The transcript is spliced from 2 exons.